ACGGGAGCGAGAUUGGUUUUUGUCUCUGAUUUUUUGCAUUACUUAGAAUAUUUUAACGCUAAUCUUGGGCCCUAUGCAAUAGCGUGGCUCGUUCAUCGCGUCUUUUUGGUUGUGUUGGACGCGUCGGGGAUGACUCGGUGUGUAUCGGAAACAUCACUCGCAUAUCCGGGAGAGGUUUAACUGCUGUUUAUUUCAAUGGAAGACGAUAAUUUAUCUUUUACCUUAUUUGAAUGGGGUUGUUUGCUUGUCCGAGUCUCCUCCACGAAGAUUCAACGGCAGCCUUUUAUGACACUCUGUUAGUGCCAACGCCACAUCGUUAUAGUGUGUACACAAAGCGCCAUCAACCCAAAAUACCUACUUGAAUUAUUCAACUACAAAUAAAUAUAGAUACCUUUUGCAAACACCUACCUUAUUGGCAUGCUAUAGUUUUUUCGGUGCGCAAAAUGUCCCGGGUAGCUCGCUCGCCUUCGUAUGCGUGGUCCCUUCGGUGGGGUGUAGUGGGGUCGCCGGUCGACUCAUCAGCAAUGACGCAUCAAAACUUCCUUUCGAAACGCUUCUAACGCUUAUAACUGCGCCAACUCGCAGCACUGAAGGUUGCUGUACUAUUCAAUUCUACUAAACGAUACAUUCACAAGCAAAUCUCACAGAAAUGGCGCAGUCUGCCGACCAGCUGCUCCGGCGGCCGCUCUAUGUCUACGACUUGCCACCGGAGAUUCUCACCAGUUUAACUUUGAAACAAGAUAUUCAAGCAGCACCAGAGACGAUAAAAGCCACGGAAAAGACGCGCGAACAGACCACGAACACAGAGGACUCCUCGAGCUCGGAUACAGCUGCCGGUACCUUAGCUUGCUCUCUUUGUGGCCUCUCGUUUUCUACAACAUUUGACCAUCGCGGCCAUUUGAAGUCAGAUCUUCACAACUAUAACUUGAAGCAGAAGCUCAAAGGGCUCAAGGCUGUCACUGAAACUGAAUUUGAAAAGCUGGUGGAACAUCUCGACGAAUCCCUAUCAGGUUCAGACUCUGGCGAGACCGAUGACGAGGAACACGAUCGACAAGAGAGCACGCUAUCAGCGUUGCUUAAGCGCCAGGCCAAGCUAUCAGACAAGGCUGGCGCACCACAAGAGGAUAUUGGCGAUGACGAAAUCUCUGGGAAGCCUGGCGCUGUCAAGCACCCCCUCAUUUGGUUUGGUUCGCCAAUCCUACCUGUAAAUAGCUACUUUGGAGUCUACAGAGCACUCUUUACCGAGGAACAACAAAAGAAUCCUGAGUUUGUUAAGGAGUUGAUGAAGAAGCAGCUCGAUCCAGUCUCUAUACCGCGACCUGGCAAGGACGGGAAACUACCAGAGAUUGCGUACAAAGGACCACACAUCUUCAUGUGCAUGAUUGGUGGCGGUCACUUUGCUGCCAUGGUAGUUGCCCUUCCACCAAGAGCAACAAAGCAUGGAAGUUCCGCUAUGAACCGAGAGGCCACUGUACUAGCCCACAAAACCUUCCAUCGAUAUACUACUAGAAGAAAGCAAGGUGGCUCGCAGGCAUCUAACGAUAACUCUAAGGGUGCAGCACACUCGGCCGGUGCUACACUACGACGAUAUAACGAACAAGCUCUCGUGGAGGAUGUACGGUCUCUGUUGAAGGACUGGAAGGGACUAUUGGAUACCUCUGAGCUCCUCUUUAUUCGAGCUACUGGAAUGACGAACCGACGAACUCUAUUUGGACCAUACGAUAACCAGGUUCUUCGUCAUACAGAUCCCAGAAUCCGAGGAUUUCCAUUCACAACUCGUCGAGCUACACAAAGCGAACUGAUGCGGUGCUUCAUCGAACUCACCAGGUUCAAGGUGAAGGAAAUAAUACCGGUCGUGGAGAAGUCCUCGGAAUCAUCGCCGAUGCCCAGCAAACCGUCAACACCGAAGCCAACAAAGCCCAAGUUGACAGAGGAGGAGCAGAAUGCUCUUCUACAUACAUCACAAUUACAAGCCUUAAUUCGACGGUCGAAACUUCCGGGGCUGUUAUCAUAUAUCAGCAGCAAUCAAAUAUCUGCAGACUUUGAAUUUCAACCACCAGAGACCAACAGGCAUGCGCCUCGGCCACUACACAUGGCAGCAGCACAAAAUUCAGCCCCUAUGGUGUUGGGAUUAUUAACCCGGGCUACUGCAAACCCUACUUUAACAAACGAUGAUGGAAAGACAGCAUUUGAAGUAGCAGGGGAUAGAGCUACGCGAGAUGCGUUCCGAGUUGCCCGAUCGGAUCUUGGGGAAUCGAAAUGGGACUGGGAGGUCGCCAAGAUUCCGCCUGCCAUGUCAAAGGGAGAAGCGGAGAAAAGAAACAAGUCAGAAAAGCAAGAAGCAGAUCAGAAAGAGUCUGAACGAAGAAAAGCUGAAGAGGAGCGGCUGCGGACCGAAGGUCCUCGAGUGCCAGAGAACCAGCGCGUUGGUAGAAACCAGCUACUUGCCGCUGCCUCAGUAAGAACAGCACAGGAGAAGAGAGAAGAAGAAGCGAGAGGAUUAACGCCAGAAAUGAAAAUGCGACUCGAGAGAGAGCGCCGCGCAAGAGCUGCAGAGGAGAGAAUCAAGAGACUACAGUCGAGCAAGUAAAUAGCGUAUAGAGCAAUUUCGUCAUCACAACCUGGUGGCCUUAUGAAAAUUUUAACUUACCUUGGAAAGAUACAUACAAGACAUGAUUCCAUUUUUAGCAUCUUUGCUCUUGCGCCAUGUUCAAAACAAAAAAUCGCCACUUCCAUUGAUCGUCAGGGCGAGUGGCUGUUAGUCCAGGAACCGAAUAGUCCGAGGGCAAAGAUCAGCAGUAUCAGAAAAAUUCGGCCAUCGGCCGGAUCAGCUUAUGGGGCUUUGGUUCUUGUCAAUGCUGCCUGGCUCAGCACAGCGCUCGUAUUUGUACAUGAGGCCAUGGUCCAGAGUCGGCGCAGGUCUUUUCGGCAGCUGAGUUGAGCAGAUAUUGGUGCCAUCCGAAUCGGACGAUAUGAAAUUGGAAAGUCGACUAAUUUUGGUGCUUCUAACAACAGAGAACACUUUCAUAGUGAUAAAAAUAAAAAAAGACUGAGCGAUAAAAUGAGAAACACAAUCGUCUAAGUUAUUGCUAGUGAGAUGCUGGG
This is a messenger RNA of [Torrubiella] hemipterigena, 3105 nucleotides long. The record is from the annotation of a GenBank genome assembly. NCBI's taxonomy places the organism in Eukaryota, Fungi, Ascomycota, Sordariomycetes, Hypocreales, Clavicipitaceae.